AAAGACAAAAUCCAUUCGUCUUCUCCAAUUUUCUCGCGAAGAAAACUUUCCAACCAAUCUAAACGAGUCAAAAUGCUUCUCAAGACUGUCUCUUCAUCUUCUUCUUCAGCUCUCUCGCUGGUGAAUUUUCACGGCGUGAAGAAGGAUGUGUCUCCUUUGUUAUCUUCCAUUUCGUGGAAUCUUCGAGUUUCUUCUGGAAAAUCUGGAAACUUAUCUUUCUCUGUUCGCGCAUCUAAGAGCUCAACCACCGACGCGCUAAGCGGCGUCGUCUUUGAGCCGUUUAAGGAAGUGAAAAAGGAGCUCGAUCUCGUCCCAACCAGCUCUCAUCUCUCACUCGCUCGACAAAAGUACUCAGACGAGUGCGAAGCCGCCAUUAACGAGCAGAUCAAUGUGGAAUACAAUGUUUCGUAUGUGUAUCACGCUAUGUAUGCGUACUUCGAUCGGGAUAACGUUGCGCUUAAAGGUCUUGCCAAGUUCUUUAAGGAAUCAAGCGUGGAAGAAAGAGAGCACGCUGAGAAGUUAAUGGAGUAUCAGAAUAAACGUGGUGGGAGAGUUAGGUUACAGUCCAUUGUAAUGCCUCUUUCAGAGUUUGAACAUGUUGACAAAGGAGAUGCUCUAUAUGGCAUGGAGCUGGCUCUGUCAUUGGAGAAACUAGUUAAUGAGAAGCUCUUAAACCUUCACAGUGUUGCUUCGAAGAACAAUGAUGUCCACUUGGCAGACUUUAUUGAGAGCGAGUUUCUGAACGAGCAGGUGGAAGCAAUCAAGAUGAUCUCAGAAUAUGUGGCUCAGCUGCGACGAGUUGGCAAAGGACACGGAACAUGGCAUUUCAAUCAGAUGCUUCUGGAAGGGUAAGCAGCUACGAGGGACUCUUGUGUCAAGUGUGUUUCUAUAUGAAGCUCUCUUAGUGUGAUAUGUUUGGAGCUAGUUUAUGACUAUGUUUAAGUUCUUCAGCUUUUACGAUUUUGUGAGGUAGACUUCUUUUUUUUUUUUUUUGUAAGAGACGAAGACAUGACUUUAAAUUCUGGUCUAAGGUUCAUCAACCCACCUGGUGAUCGAUUCUAUAGUUACAGUCAGGUUCAAUCUGA
This is a messenger RNA of Arabidopsis lyrata subsp. lyrata, 1085 nucleotides long. Its product is annotated as ferritin-4, chloroplastic. Gene Ontology annotation, cellular component: cytoplasm. Gene Ontology annotation, biological process: intracellular iron ion homeostasis; iron ion transport. The record is from RefSeq and is a predicted model, not a curated record. NCBI's taxonomy places the organism in Eukaryota, Viridiplantae, Streptophyta, Magnoliopsida, Brassicales, Brassicaceae. Gene Ontology annotation, molecular function: ferric iron binding; ferrous iron binding. The transcript is spliced from 8 exons. The coding region runs from base 73 to 852 and encodes 259 amino acids.